This is a messenger RNA of Amphiprion ocellaris (clown anemonefish), 1741 nucleotides long. It is a transcript of the gene chia.1, whose product is annotated as chitinase, acidic.1. The record is from RefSeq and is a predicted model, not a curated record. NCBI's taxonomy places the organism in Eukaryota, Metazoa, Chordata, Actinopteri, Pomacentridae. The transcript is spliced from 11 exons. Gene Ontology annotation, biological process: chitin catabolic process; carbohydrate metabolic process. Bases 111 to 1472 code for a protein of 453 amino acids. Gene Ontology annotation, cellular component: extracellular region. Gene Ontology annotation, molecular function: chitin binding; chitinase activity.
AAUGCCAGUAGUGUUCUUAGUGUAUAUUAAAUGUUCUAAAGUGACUGUUUGAUGAUCAUUCAGAGGUUCUUUUCUGCAGCGGGGCAUUGGUCAACUCUCCAGACAGCAAAAUGGCAAAACUCCUCACAGCUCUCGGUGUUCUGCUCGUUCUUCACCUCGCUUCUUCCAGUAAGCUGGUGUGCCACAUGACCAACUGGGCCCAGUACAGACCCAGCACUGGCAAAUUCACCCCACAGAACAUCGACCCCUUCCUGUGCACCCACGUCGUCUACGCCCUGGCCACCAUCAACAGCUUCAACCAGAUCAGCCCCGUGGAGUGGAACGAUGAGCAGCACUACAGCACCCUCAACAACCUCAAGAACAUCAAUCCUGCACUGAAGACUCUGUUGUCUGUUGGAGGCACAACCAAUGGACUGAGCCCGUUCAUUGCCAUGGUUGCCAAACCUGAGAGCCGUGCAGCCUUCAUCAGGUCUGCCAUCAGCUUCCUGCACACUCAUAACUUUGAUGGGCUGAACCUGGCCUGGGAAUAUCCUGGACAAAAUGGCAGCCCAGUGGAGGACAGGGAGAGGUUCACUCUGCUGGUUCAGGAACUAUCCACAGCCUUUGAGGACGAUGCCAGAGAGAACAGGAGGACACAGCUGUUGCUGUCAGCCAACGUUGCUGGAUUACAACAAACCAUUGACCAAGCAUACGAAGUCAACAAGAUUUCACCUCACUUUGACUUCAUCAAUGUCAUGACCUAUGACUUCCAUGGACACUGGGAGGCAGUGACUGGACACAACAGCCCACUGUACCAGAGCCCCGUGGACACCGGCUCACAAGCCCAUCACAACAUAAACUCUUCUAUAUCCUACUGGCUGUCUUUGGGAGCUGAGCCUGACAAGCUGCUGUUGGGUUUCCCUACAUAUGGAAGAACCUUUCGUCUCAGCAGUGGUUCUAAUGGCCUGGGGUCUCCAGCCAAUGGCCCUGCAGAUGCAGGACCCUACACUCGCACUGCUGGUUUCUGGGCUUUCUAUGAGAUCUGUGAUUUCAUCACCAGUGCUACUCUUGGAUGGAUCCCUUCACAGCAGGUUCCAUUUGCCACCUAUGGCAGUUCCUGGGUGGGCUACGAUGACAGGGCCAGCUAUUCCUCCAAGGUCCAGUGGAUGACUGCCAACAAACUGGGAGGAGCUCAUGUGUGGACGAUGGACAUGGAUGACUUUAGUGGAUCCUUCUGCUCAGCUGGAGCUUAUCCUCUCAUCAACCACCUCAGGAUGUCGAUGGGCUUCGCUCCAAAGCCCACCACCACUGCAGCCCCCACCACCACCCCAGACCCCAUAGCUGCGUUCUGCCGGGGACGCCCUGAUGGGUUGUAUGAGAACCUUGCUGAUAAGACCACCUACUUCCAGUGCUUCCAGGGAAACACCUACCUGCACCGCUGCCAACCUGGACUCAUCUACUGGGACUCCUGCAAGUGCUGCAACUGGCCCUGACCACAGAAACAUGAACGGCAAAAAUACAGCGAGUCCAUGCAUGUAUCAGACGGAAUUAUGUUUCAGAUCAAUCUUUUCACAGCUUUCCCUGGUUAACCUUUGUUACAACAAUAACUCUGUUAGCUAGCUCACUGCUCUCUUUACCACAAUAAAAAUUAAACUUACUGACAUUGAUUACUUGUACCUUUACCUUGUUUCAGAGAAAAAGUGGAAAGUUUCUCUACAUGUUUCUUGUAUAUUGAACAUUAAACUUUACAUUACCAAAAGAA